Molecule: messenger RNA, 934 nt
Organism: Vanessa tameamea
Lineage: Eukaryota; Metazoa; Arthropoda; Insecta; Lepidoptera; Nymphalidae
Gene: Aprt
Product: adenine phosphoribosyltransferase
Exons: 3
Coding region: 158-709 (183 amino acids)
Biological process (GO): adenine salvage; AMP salvage
Cellular component (GO): cytoplasm
Molecular function (GO): adenine binding; adenine phosphoribosyltransferase activity; AMP binding
Source: RefSeq, a predicted model, not a curated record
UGACAACUUAAAUCUGAUAAUUUUGAUAAAAUUGGUACAAACUACAAAGUUAAAAACACGACAAGGAAACCUUAUCUAUGAAUAUAAAUUUUAAAUCAUUUUUAAACGUAGUUGCCGCGGUGUCUUAUUACAAGUAUCACAUAUUUUGGUUAUAAUUAUGGAUUCUGAUUAUGAACAAAAAGUCGCCAAACUGAAAUCGAAAAUUAAAAGUUAUCCCGAUUUCCCGAAAGAAGGUAUUUUAUUUUGGGAUAUUUUUUCUGCGAUAUCAGAUGGGCCUACCUGCAGACUUCUACAAAAUUUAUUAGUAACGGUUAUUCGUGCCAAAUAUCCAAAUGUAGAAGCAGUAGUUGGAUUAGAGUCCAGGGGAUUUCUCUUUUCCUUUUCCGUGGCAACAGAACUGGGUAUUGGAUGUUUGCCAAUAAGAAAAAAAGGAAAAUUACCCGGGGAAGUGAUUUCCUAUAAAUAUGACUUAGAAUAUGGUUCUGAUAUUUUACAAAUUCAAAAGGAUUCCAUCCGUCCAGGUAUCAAGUGCCUGAUUAUUGAUGAUUUAAUUGCAACAGGUGGUUCCAUUACAGCAGCUACAAAUCUUUUACUAAACUGCAAGGCAGAUGUUGUUGGUUGUCUUGUUAUAAUGGAAUUGAUAUCUUUGAAUGGUCGGAGCAACAUUCCUAAUGGUAUUCCAGUUCAUUCAUUAAUUAAAUAUGAUUAGGAAAUUUAAUCUGUAAAAAACGCAAACAUGUUAAUUAAAUUUAAAGGUAUGUAUAGUCCAUUCCUACUAGUACAAAGGUAGACUAUGUUAAUAUGUUACACUAUAAUGUUGCCUAAUAAUAGAAUUGAAAAAAAAGACAAUUGCAAUACAAUGUUAAGUGAUCUAUAAAUACUUAGAGAAUUAAGUAUGACAUGACAUCAACUGAAAACUUAAAACAAUUAAAAG